This is a messenger RNA of Populus euphratica (Euphrates poplar), 2439 nucleotides long. RefSeq names its product mitogen-activated protein kinase kinase kinase ANP1-like. Gene Ontology annotation, molecular function: ATP binding; MAP kinase kinase kinase activity. Gene Ontology annotation, biological process: protein phosphorylation; MAPK cascade. NCBI's taxonomy places the organism in Eukaryota, Viridiplantae, Streptophyta, Magnoliopsida, Malpighiales, Salicaceae. The transcript has 17 exons. Gene Ontology annotation, cellular component: cytoplasm. Bases 101 to 2110 code for a protein of 669 amino acids. The record is from RefSeq and is a predicted model, not a curated record.
CUUUUCCCUCCGCUCUCUGCCCGUUCCCUACUGAUUGAUCAAAAGAAACCCCCAGUAACUCCAUCAAUCACUCCUUCUCUCUAUUUCUCUUUAUGUCACAAUGCAAGACUUCUUGGGAUCAGUUAGGAGAUCAAUAGUAUUCCGUACACCCUCACAAGAUCAUAAUCCCAAUCAAGAAACCAAUUACUGCAGUCCAAACAAUCCAUUAACAACAACAUUAGUUGACAAAUUAAAUAACUGCGUUCGUAAAUCAAGAAUCUUUAACAAACCCACUUCUCCGUCUUCCCUUCCAAUGCCUCCUCCGAUCCGGUAUCGUAAAGGGGAGUUGAUUGGUUGUGGUGCAUUUGGCCAUGUUUAUAUGGGCAUGAAUCUUGAUUCUGGAGAGCUUUUAGCGAUAAAGCAGGUUUUGAUUGCAGCUAAUGGAGCUACAAGAGAGAGAGCUCAGGCUCACAUCAGAGAGCUUGAGGAAGAAGUGAAGCUUCUACAGAAUCUCUCCCAUCCUAACAUUGUUAGAUAUUUGGGUACAGUUAGGGAGGAGGAAACCUUAAAUAUUUUGCUUGAAUUUGUCCCGGGUGGAUCAAUAUCAUCUCUUUUGGGGAAAUUUGGAUCCUUCCCUGAGCCAGUUAUAAGAGCCUAUACCAAGCAAUUAUUGCUGGGGUUGGAGUAUUUACAUAACAAUGGAAUUAUGCACAGAGACAUCAAGGGAGCAAACAUUCUUGUAGAUAAUAAAGGGUGCAUUAAACUUGCAGAUUUUGGUGCAUCAAAACAGGUCGUUGAGCUGGCAACUGUUUCAGGGGCCAAAUCGAUGAAGGGCACGCCAUACUGGAUGGCUCCUGAAGUCAUUCUGCAGACGGGGCAUGGCUUCUCUGCUGAUAUAUGGAGUGUUGGAUGCACAGUCAUUGAGAUGGCAACUGGAAAGCCUCCUUGGAGCCAACAAUACCAAGAGGUUGCUGCACUCUUUUAUAUAGGGUCGACGAAGUCUCAUCCGGAAAUCCCUGGGCAUCUCACUCCAGAGGCCAAAGAUUUUCUGCUCAAGUGCUUGCACAAGGAACCAAAUAUGAGGCCAGAGGCAUCUCAAUUGCUGCAGCAUCCAUUUGUUACUGGGGAGAUGGGCACAUCUGAUCAUGUUAUUCAUAGUCCAGUCAUGGAACACUCUGGAAUUCCUUUGCAGUUAUACACCACUAACCCUGAAACCAUUCAAAUGCCAUCUGCCCAUGACUCAAUGGAUGUCUGUAAUUUGGGUAGUCUAGGCUGCUCAAUUGAUCUGAAGAAACUGUCUGAAUGUAAGGAUGCAUGGGAAAUACCGAACAGCAAUGAUGACAUGUGUCUGAUAAGCCAUGAUUUUUCUAUAGAUGAAAUAAAGCUCAAUUCUCGUUUGAGUUCUAAUGACUUCAAUAAGAGUUCUGAUCCCAAAUGCGAGUUGUCUGGAGAGUGGAGGUGCAAAUUUGAUGAGAGUCCAGAAUUGGAACAAGCAGGAAGCAAAGUGGACACUGGUAAACCUGUUCAAGUGGACCAAAAUAUUUCAUUUUCCUGUGGGGCAUCGCUUUCUGAGGAUGAUGAGGAACUUACUGAGUCAAAAAUUAAAGCUUUUCUUGGUGAAAAGGCUUUAGAACUGAAGAAACUGCAAACACCUUUAUAUGAAGAGUUCUAUAACAGUUUGAAUGCAUCUUUCUCUCCAAAUUUUGGUGGAAGUUCACGUGAUGAAACUCCUCCAAAUUACUUGAAAUUACCUCCUAAAAGCAAGUCACCCAGUCGGAUCCCAGUUGGAAGUCCAUCCACAGCAUCUGAUGCUGUUAGUACUGGAAGUCCUGGGAGUAAUAGACGUGCAUCUAAUGUUGGCAAUGCAAGUGAUGAAGCUUCAGAGGACAAUUCAUCCCCUCGGAGCAAUGACUGGAAAGGGCUUCAAGUUGAUGGUCAGCCAGAAACAAGUAGCCCAAGUGUGAGCUUUUCUGAGAGACAAAGGAAGUGGAAAGAAGAGCUCGACCAAGAGCUUGAGAGAAAGAGAGAGAUGAUGCGCCAAGCAGCCGUGGGAAGUAAGACAUCGUCCCCCAAGGAUAGAGCCUUGGGUCGGCAGAGAGAGCGGACAAGAUUUGCAUCUCCAAGCAAAUGAUUGCUUGCCUAGGCGGAUUCCAUGUUUCCCCUUAAGAGCUUGAAUGCAAGGCUUGCAGUUUCAUUAGGAGUGGUAAAAAUAUGGCUCGGUGUGGAAGGUUUGCCAGAUGUGUGAAUACUGCAGCAAUUUUCUCAUUGUUCAGCCUGAAUGGUCUUUGUUAUAUUUGUACCAUAUAGAGAGCACCGUUGAAAAGAGUGGUAAUGUUUGGAGAUAAUUUUUGUUUCUCCUACUUUUUGAGGGUGGAGAUACAUGCCUCUCAGGUUUGUAACAUCAGUAUACAAUAAUCAUAUUGAGUGAAAUAUUCAUAAGCUUCUGCAAUUUUGCAACAC